AUGCGCUUCUGGAACUGCGCCAUUGCGGGAUACCCAAAGGCUGCCGCCAUAGAUGUUGGUGGUUGCGAGGAGUGCAAGUCCAUGUCCUGCGCAACACACAUUGGGUCAUCAUUGCAUAUCUGCAAGACAGAAGAGUUGGUCGCCCUCAGUAAGAAGACUAGCCACGCGGCCCUUCUACGGCACGCAAAGGAGCUUUCCGGCGGCCUGGACUGCCAUCUAGAUGACGAAGAUACUCUGGGACGCCGUCAAAUGGGCGGCAUGCAUAUCCAUCUCCAGCUAAUGUUUGAGGAUGGGACUGUCUGGCUGGUUCGAAUCCUCCGAGAGAGGCACACGUCUUUCGACGAUGAACUCAGCAAUCAGAUCAUCGUCAGUGAGUGUGCGACUCUCCGAUGGUUGGAGUCUCUUGACGUACCCACGCCGCGACUCCACGAGUACGGGCUGCGUGGCGAUCCGCGGAGUGAGGUAGGUGUCGCGUACAUGAUUAUUGACAAACUACCUGGCCAGCCUUUCGACCCGUGGGCAGCCUCGGAGAGGCAAAAGUCAAAGGUGCUGGGCCAAUGGGCUGAUGUGCUCUGCACCUUGGGCAAACAUCCUCUCGACAAGAUUGGAUCGUUCAAGUUUGAGGCAGAUGGGGCAAUCGAAGUCGGCCCCAUUGCGAGCGAUAGGAUUGGGACGCUGCUUUGCAUAGGUCCCUUUGAAGAUGCGAGAGGCUUCUACAGCUCCUGGGCCAACACAUAUCUCGACCUCAUCACCGAUGGCCAACUCUUCUCCCUUUAUCCCAUCGACGCGUACCUGAUUUUCAAUUUCCUGGCAGAGCAGGCCACGGCCGACCAUAUUCUUGUCGACGAUGACUUUCGAAUCACCGGCAUCAUUGACUGGAGUUCCGCGAGGGCGGUCCCGGCAUAUGAGGCUUUUGGCCCUUCGCUUGUGUCUGCAAACACCACCGAUCUCUUCGGCGGCAACACAGGGCUGAGUGAAGAGGAUAGAGCCCUGGGCCGAAAGUUGCAGAGUCGUGGAGCGUCGCACUGCUACUUCGAAUCGGAUGAGAUGCGACGACUCGUCUUCGGCCCAGGGACGGGAUUGGGGCUGACAGAAGACGAGGCUAUCGACGUCUUCCGAGGUCUUGUGGCCACCUUUGAAGGCACUAUGCCCGACUGGCAAGAAUGGCGGCGAGCCAGUCUAAUCAGGUGGGCAAACGAUGCUCGACUAGCCGACCUUUGCCAAGCGUCGCUGGGGGAGACGCCACUCAGUCGUUCGGUGCCUGCACCGAAAGUUCCUCGUUUCGCCACUUGCUCCCACUCGAACUGCGAUCGGUCAAGCGUCCGCGGCCGGAGCUGCCCAACCUGUCUAAGCCAUCUAUGUGCUGUCCAUAUACUCUCUCGGCACCACAAAUGCCCAUCCACUUCCCUGCUUGACGAUGCCGCCUGGGAGAAGAGUAUCAAUGAUGAGGUCGAUGCCCUUCUUGCCCGGGUCGAUGCCCCCGAGCUAGUCCGCGUAGCUAGCUCUCUCCGCAACGGAACGGCCGGCAAGUUAAUUCCCGGGAAGCACCUCGGAAGCGGCGCCAUCAUGGGCUGCGCAAAUCAUCACUCCUGGAUUGUCUUCGACGAUGGAGUCAAGUGGCUUGCUCGAAUUCCUCGGACCACGGCUUUUAGCGACAUUCCUCAAGACCUCAUUGACUACCUAGUCGAGAGCGAGUACGCAACUCUCAAGUUGUUGGAGGAUCUCGGCGUGCCUGCUCCCAGAGGUCACGGAUUCGGGCUUUCCUCUGACCCUGAAAACUUGGUCGGGGUAAGCUAUAUAGUUGAGGAUGCCAUGCCGGGCCAGCCCUUUGACGUUUAUCAAGCAACGGCUGAGCAAAAGUCGCAUGUUUACGACCAACUCGCCAACAUUCUCAUCGCAAUCAGCCACCUCCCCGGCAAGCAAGCCUCCUCCCUUCUUCCACAUGGCGAGAAAACCAAAGAGGCCGCCAUCGCGAGCGACCGGUUCCUGUCACUCGGAAAACACGGGCCGUUCGCCGAUCCGCUCGAAUACUUCACCUCCAUCGCAGACCUCCACCUUGACCUAAUCGCCGACGGCCAGCUCCACCCGGAAUACCCCAGGGAGGCAUUCCUCUUCUACAGACUGCUCAAGAACCGGGCCGCCUCCGCCCUGGCCUCGGCCGCCGCGUCCACCGGCGGGUUCUUCCUCAAGCACGUCGACGACAAGGGAGACCACCUGCUCGUCGACGAGAACCACGACAUCACCGCCGUCAUCGACUGGCAGUUUGCACGCCUCUUCCCGGCGUGCGAGGCCUUCGGGCCUUCUCUGGUCACCGCCGACAUGGGCAGCCUGUAUGGUGGGUCUGCAGGGAUCAGUACGGACGACAGGUUUUUAGCGGAGAGUCUGAGGCUGAAGGGGAGGGAGGACCUCGCGGAGUUCGUGGGUGGAAGCGAACUCGCUAGGCGGUUUCACUUUGGCCUUGCUUCGGGACUCUCGAGGAGUGAGGCUCUGGGAAUGAUUCAGGCUGUGCUGUCUUUGCUUGACGGUGAGACAUCUGAGAAGGGACUGGGGGAUUGGAUGGAGAGGGAGUGGGAUCAAGCGGCCGAUGACCCACGGCGUGGAAAGAUUGAGAACUUGGUGGCAGAACUCGAAAGACAAAAAAGUUAA
This is a messenger RNA of Phialemonium atrogriseum, 2646 nucleotides long. RefSeq names its product methylglyoxal reductase (NADPH-dependent). The transcript is spliced from 4 exons. The record is from RefSeq and is a predicted model, not a curated record. NCBI's taxonomy places the organism in Eukaryota, Fungi, Ascomycota, Sordariomycetes, Cephalothecales, Cephalothecaceae. Bases 1 to 2646 code for a protein of 881 amino acids.